Molecule: messenger RNA, 1716 nt
Organism: Dendrobium catenatum
Lineage: Eukaryota; Viridiplantae; Streptophyta; Magnoliopsida; Asparagales; Orchidaceae
Product: serine/threonine-protein phosphatase PP2A-1 catalytic subunit
Exons: 6
Coding region: 276-1196 (306 amino acids)
Biological process (GO): mitotic cell cycle; peptidyl-serine dephosphorylation
Cellular component (GO): cytosol
Molecular function (GO): protein serine/threonine phosphatase activity
Source: RefSeq, a predicted model, not a curated record
GGGAGUAUUUUCACCGGCAGUGGAGUUUGAGAUUGUCGGGAAGCCGACUCGGCCAAUUAAAAAAGAACAGGGCAGAGUGAGCCAAGAGGCUUGAGAUCGGCCAUCUUUUACUUUUUUGUCCUCCCCUUCUCUAACCCUAACCCUAAUUCCUGGUGGAUCUUUGGAGCAGAUACGCAGAUCCGUCUAGGCCUUGCUGCUCCGUCUCGUUCCCGACCGAUCUUGGCCGUUUGAUCGAUUCCGCGUCGCAGAUCGGGAGGGAGGGGCAGGAGUAGAACAUGCCGUCGCAGGCGGAUCUGGACCGCCAGAUCGAGUAUCUUAGGGAAUGUAAGUUCCUUCCGGAGGCGGAGGUGAAAGCCCUCUGCGAGCAGGCUAGGGCGAUCUUGAUGGAAGAGUGGAACGUUCAACCAGUGAAGUGUCCCGUGACGGUUUGUGGAGAUAUCCAUGGCCAAUUUCACGAUCUAAUCGAGCUCUUCCGGAUUGGUGGAGAGGCCCCGGAUACAAAUUACCUCUUUAUGGGGGAUUACGUAGAUCGUGGAUAUUAUUCAGUGGAGACUGUAACACUUUUGGUGGCCCUGAAAGUUCGUUUCAGGGAUAGAAUUACGAUUCUUAGAGGAAACCAUGAAAGCAGGCAAAUUACUCAAGUAUAUGGUUUCUAUGAUGAAUGCUUGAGAAAAUAUGGGAAUGCGAAUGUGUGGAAAUAUUUCACCGACCUUUUUGAUUAUCUACCCCUUACAGCUCUAAUAGAAAAUCAGAUUUUUUGUCUGCACGGUGGCUUGUCCCCCUCACUGGACACCUUGGACAAUAUUCGGUCCCUUGACCGUAUACAAGAAGUCCCACAUGAAGGGCCCAUGUGUGAUCUCCUAUGGUCUGAUCCAGAUGAUCGAUGUGGGUGGGGAAUAUCGCCAAGAGGUGCUGGGUACACAUUUGGACAAGACAUUUCGCAGCAGUUCAAUCAUACCAAUGGCCUCUCUCUGGUUUGCAGAGCCCACCAGCUUGUAAUGGAAGGUUUCAAUUGGUCUCAGGAUAAAAAUGUUGUUACAGUAUUUAGUGCACCCAACUACUGUUAUCGUUGUGGUAACAUGGCAGCCAUACUGGAGGUUGGGGAGAAUAUGGAACAGAAUUUUCUACAGUUUGAUCCCGCACCGAGGCAGAUUGAGCCCGAUACGACCCGCAAGACUCCAGACUAUUUUCUGUAAUUUUGAUAACUUUAUACAUUUGGUAGUGGUGCUUAUCCACCACAAGGUGUGUGUGCAGUAGAUGUGUCUCUGAGCAGUGAGAAUCAUCACCCUCAUUCUUUCAUGUGAAGUUUUUGCUACCACUGCCACCAUUCCAAUGCUAAUUCUAGGAAACUUUGAGAAAGUUAAUAUUGUGCACACUUUGUAUUUGAAGAAAUGACAGGGAAGCAGCAAUAACAAGCAGAAUUUCUCCCCUCAUACUGAUUUUGCCCAUCCAAAAGAAAAAAACAGAAGAAAUUUUCAACACUGCAGUGGCUCAUCUUUCUUAUAAUACUCCUUGAUUGCUGUUGACCUUGCUGCAUCAUCCAAUUGUAGUGCUCUGUGAAUGCUCCAAGAUAUAUAGUUCAGAAUUGCUUCAUUGAUGCCAAAUAAACUGGCAUCUGUAAGUUGAAACUUUAUUGAUGUGUUUAAGAAUAUUUCAGGAACAUUUAUUUUCUUUACUAUCUCAAUAAUCUAGCCUUGAUUAAUUUUACACCGUUUA